Radiomyces spectabilis is the source of this 630-nucleotide messenger RNA. RefSeq lists its product as uncharacterized. Bases 1 to 630 code for a protein of 209 amino acids. Lineage: Eukaryota; Fungi; Mucoromycota; Mucoromycetes; Mucorales; Radiomycetaceae. Gene Ontology annotation, molecular function: glycerophospholipase activity. The transcript is spliced from 3 exons. The record is from RefSeq and is a predicted model, not a curated record. Gene Ontology annotation, cellular component: cytoplasm.
AUGGCCAGGUUUCACUCCAUCAACAACCCUGUCAUCGAUCCCAUUGCCCUCAGAAAAGCAAAGAGUGUCGGUUCCCUCAAUAAAAAGUCGCCCAAACCACCAGCAGCCCCCAAACCCAAACCCACCUCCAAAUGGGUCCCCUUUUCCAAACGGGAUUCCACCGCCCUUGAAAAGGCCUUUCAGAAUAACGACGUCCGAGCAACGGUGCCGGUGAAUGAAGAUCAUUUAUUUGAAGUGGAUGUCACACAACGCACCAUUAGCCCAGUUUAUUGGGAAGGACCGACAUUUGAGGUACGAAGGGCGACGUGGUUUAUGCAAGGCGAUGGAUCCAAAUGGAUGCCCUGUGAAGAAAAUUUAGCCGAACAGAUCGAACUAGGCUAUUAUAAAUACAAACCGUAUGUCGAUGAAGCUUCCAUGGACGAUGCGAGUAAUUCAACCUCUUCGAAACCUGCCGCCGUGUUAUCGCAGAGCAAGUCGGACGAUAGUACCGCCGUCAGUACGGCCGAAGAGAAAAAAUUGGAAAUGAGUCUAGCCAAGCAACCGGUGGAGAAACAGUGGAAUCUGCUAGGCCCUUAUUUGGGACAAUACAUCAUCUACACCGGUAGCAAUACGGCAUGGCUCCUAUCGUAA